AUGGCCGUCAAGUCUGCUCACCACACGUCGACUGGCAAAUUCCCAGACAUACACGUGAGCGUCGUUGGAUCCACUGAUAACGUACUCUUUGCCGUCCAGUUUCUUCACGAUCUGGCUGCCUCGAAUCUGGAGCGGAAGUCCCACAACUUGACCGCGCCAUCGUCCGAACAGGUAACCAAUGUGUCGCUUGACGAGUUCGAAAGGUCGUUUAUGCACGACUUGUGGUGGAAUGUCUUGACUUUACGGUUCUUGACAAUGUCGAAUAUACUAGCUGUGGAGUCUGCGGACGCCACAAACAAAUGGUUUUCGUUGGUUUGUGACCAUCUGAUACUUGUGAUAGCGGACUUGGUAAUAUUUGUGACGUUGAACUCGAACUGGAGCUCUUCUUUGAUAUCCUGGGGAGACUCGGGGACCCUCCAUAUGCACAGGUUACGAUCGACUCCACCCGAUGCCAGCAAAGAUCCGUCGUCAUUAAACCUAUUUGACAAUAUUGGGCCCUUGUGGCCAGUCAAUCGCAGCACAAAGGGGUCUGUGUUGCCCUGGUGUACAACAAGAGACAUUUAUCUAGGGACAGAGAAAAAAAUGGUAUAUAUCUAA
Ogataea philodendri is the source of this 597-nucleotide messenger RNA. RefSeq lists its product as uncharacterized. Lineage: Eukaryota; Fungi; Ascomycota; Pichiomycetes; Pichiales; Pichiaceae. The transcript has 2 exons. Bases 1 to 597 code for a protein of 198 amino acids. The record is from RefSeq and is a predicted model, not a curated record.